AUGGCCCAUAUUGGCGGAAAAAAAGACAAAGAACCAAUCGCCGGAACCUUGCUACGUUUGGUGUGCAUCCAUCGCGUAUUUAUCUACUAUCGGUUGCCCAGUCAUUCUUUUUUUGCCGUUGACACAAGCAAUAAUACCUUAAAACAUUUUACACUAAGGCAAGUUUAUAGUUUAUUGGGAACAGGCAUGAGUGCCCUUAAUUUCAAAGAUUCUUUUAAGAGUAAAAGAGCUUCUGUCAAAGGUACUGACAAAGGUGGGAAGGGCUUACGCUUCUUUGCUAUGAAAGUUUGCCAAAUUCUGCAGUUUAAAGGCAAAGCAACUUACGUUGAGGUCGCUGAAGAACUGGUAACGGAACUCUGUCUCCCAAGCUACCGUGAUCCCCUGUUUGGGCCCCUCUCGAGUGAUUUACCGGAGCCAAAAAAUAUUAAGAGAAGAGUUUACGACGUAUUAAAAGUUCUUUUAGCAAUGAAUAUUGUUUCUAAGGAAAAAAAAGUUUUUAAGUGGAGCGGAUUACCCAGCAGCUCCUCCCAGGAAUCCGUCUUUCUCAAGGAUAAGAAAUUGUGUCUUGAAAGGAGCGUGAGACAGAAAAGAGUACUCCUUAAGGAGUUGUUGGUUCAGCAAGUGUCCUUUAAAAAUCUUUUAUUCCGGAACACUGGAGCUCAGCAGCAGAGAGGCCCGCCAAGAAUUAAAGAGCGCAUCCACUUGCCUUUCAUUCUUCUCUGUGCUUCCUCUGAAACACAAAUUGACUGCGAAGUAGACAAAGACGCGUGCCAUUACGUUUUUCGUCUUAACGGCCCGUUUAGACUGUGUGACGAAACGGAGCUUUUGCAACGAAUGGGGUUGUCUCUGGGCCUGGAAACAGAUACGAAUGCAAGAGAAGCCAUUAAAAAGUGCAAAAGUCUGGUACCGCCCCCCGUGACUUCGUAUUUCGAAGGAGUUAACGGGAGGAACCAUUUAGAGCAAGAUACUCCUUCAAGCAGUCUUGAUUGACUUUGUUGCUGUUCACAUCUGAAGAGAGCCCAGAGCAAAUAGCAGUUUCGCUUUAAAGCAGCCUUGUAAAGUAAAAUUAGGCCAAUCCCUU
Messenger RNA from Zophobas morio, 1081 nucleotides. RefSeq names its product transcription factor Dp-2-like. Gene Ontology annotation, molecular function: RNA polymerase II transcription regulatory region sequence-specific DNA binding; DNA-binding transcription factor activity, RNA polymerase II-specific. The coding region runs from base 1 to 990 and encodes 329 amino acids. Gene Ontology annotation, cellular component: nucleus; transcription regulator complex. The transcript is spliced from 9 exons. NCBI's taxonomy places the organism in Eukaryota, Metazoa, Arthropoda, Insecta, Coleoptera, Tenebrionidae. Gene Ontology annotation, biological process: regulation of cell cycle; regulation of transcription by RNA polymerase II. The record is from RefSeq and is a predicted model, not a curated record.